GGAGAACCUGGAGCUUGUGGCCGGCGAAGGGCCCCAACAGGGAGCGGACUCGGUCCAGCGUUCCCGCCCUGGCGGACCUCCGCAAGCAGCCGGGGUCAGGCUCGGGCUGGGCUCAGCAGGCUCCCGGGAAGCCAUGAACCCCUCCUGGCGCGCCGCGGACAGUGGGGCCGCUGCCCGGCGGCUGCUCCUCGGGGCUGCGACGGCAGCAAAGGGGCUUCGGGAAGAUCUGAGGGGCGUGGCCGCUCGACCUUGGAAGGGCCUGUCCCGGACCCCGAAGCAGGAAGGACCUCGAGAGGAGGAGGUGGAGGCUGCAGGACACGAGUUUCUACUGCCAAAAGAGAGAAACUUUCAGAAUGCUGCUAAAAGCAAUAAUUUGGAUCUUAUGGAAAAGCUGUUUGAAAAGAAGGUUAACAUUAAUGCUGUGAACAAUAUGAACCGCACAGCCUUGCAUUUUGCAGUGGGGGCAAAUCAUUUAUCUGCGGUGGAUUUCUUACUGAAUCACAAGGCCAGGGUUGACAUUGCUGAUAAGCACGGCUUGACUGUAAUUCACCUUGCAGCCUGGACUGGAAGCUUUGAGAUCAUGCUCAUGCUGGUUAGAGCUGGAGCAGACCAGAGAGCCAAGAACCAGGAUGGAAUGAAUGCCCUUCACUUUGCAGCUCAGAGUAAUAAUGUGCACAUUGUGGAGUACCUUAUUCAAGACCUGCACCUGAAGGACCUGAACCAACCUGAUGAGAGAGGAAGGAAACCAUUUCUUUUGGCAGCCGAGAGAGGCCACGUUGAAAUGAUAGAAAAACUCAUCUUUCUCAAUCUGCAUACUUUGGAAAAGGACAAGGAAGGAAACACGGCCUUGCACCUGGCUGCAAUGCAUGGCCACAGUCCUGCAGUUCAGGUGCUGCUAACUCAGUGGCAGGAAGUCAAUGAGACCAAUGAGAAUGGAGAAACACCAUUCUUUUUGGCAGUUGAAGGAGGUCAUGAAGAAUGCAGCAAAGUGCUACUGGCAGCAGGAAGUGAUAUCAACAUUCCAAAUAAACUCAAUGUCAGUGUUUUGCAGACUGCAACCCGGAAUGGCCACACAUCCCUUGUCAACUUUCUUCUCAGUGAGAACAUCGAUCUGCACCAGAGGAUGGAACCUAAGGAGUCCCCUCUUCAUUUAGCAGUUAUCAACAACCAUGUCACAGUGGUAAACAGCUUAUUAAGUGCACAGCAUGAUAUUGACAUCUUAAAUCAGAGACAGCAAACCCCUCUGCAUGUAGCAGCUGAUCUUGGAAAUGUGGAACUGGUGGAAACCCUGCUGAAGGCUGGCUGUGACUUAAAGGUUGUUGAUAAGCAAGGAAAGACUGCGUUGGCUGUGGCAUCUAGGAGCAACCACAGCCUUGUUGUGGACAUGCUUAUUAAAGCAGAGAGAUACUAUGCCUGGAGAGAGGAGCAAACUGAGAGCAUCAGGGAGCCACGAGCAGGCUUUACUCUGACAUUCAAGCAAGACCACAGUCUGGAGACGAGGCACAUUCGCACAGUCCUCUGGAACCUGGCUUACCGUCAGCUGAAAACCAAUGAGUGGCAGAGGCUAGCUCACUUCUGGAACUUUACAGAUGACCAGAUCAGAGCCAUAGAGGAACAGUGGUCAGGAAACGAAAGCUUCCGUGAGCAUGGCCACAGGGCUCUGCUCAUCUGGUUGCAUGGGGUCCUGAUGACACAGCUCGAUCCUGCCAAGCACCUGUAUGAAGAGCUGGUACGUGCCGGUUUCCCAGAACUAGCUGAAAAGAUUCGUCAAUUCAAAAGCAAAACUGACUCAAGCUCCAAGAAGUGUACAGUUUCAUAAAAGCCUAAAGAAAUUUUUUUAAGGGGACUUCUCCCUCGGCAUUUGGUUCUUUUAAAUGCAGUUUCUUAUUUCUUCCAGCAGUUUGAUUUUCGUCUUAACUAUGAAGAUGGUGGUGACAGGAUCUGCUAGCAAAUGGGAAAAGAGUAAUACUGUUAGACUUUCGUACCAUGGAGAGGUUACUUAUUCUUUUUGGCUUUUGCUUAAAGCAAGUUGUGUCUUUCCCACUUUUGUCAUUUGAUUCAACACCUGUAAUGGCAUGAUCUAGAAGAGUAUUUUUGUACCUCAUGUUUUAAAAAGUCUGAUAGUGAGAGCAGCAUGGUGACUUAUGGAAAAACCAAAGGUUUUAGAAUAGAGAUAGUUUUGAAAUGGGUUUUGCCACUUAUUAGCUGUGAGCCUUGGACAUGUUAAUAUUAUUUAAGUUCUCAGAUCUUCACUUUCCAUUUCUAUAAAGUGGGAAAUGUCUAUUCCAUAGGUUUGGGGAGAAGAAGACAGAAUCCUGUGAAAUGCUGGACCAUCUGACCAUUGCAUAGAAAUCAUGAACUGUUACUUCUCUUCAGUAAGGGUUUGGAAAUAUGGUGGCAUUAAAUCACACAUACAUGAAAUAGAUUUCUUAGAAAACACCAGAAAUAUAUACACAAAUAUAGUUUUUCAUUUCUUUUUUUUUUUUUUUUUUUUUAAAUAUUUAUUUAUUUAUUUUAGUUUUUGGCGGACACAACAUCUUUGUUUGUAUGUGGCGCUGAGGAUCGAACCCGGGCCGCAGGCACACCAGGCGAGCACGCUACCGCUUGAGCCACAUCCCCAGCCCCAGUUUUUCA
This is a messenger RNA of Marmota monax (woodchuck), 2634 nucleotides long. RefSeq names its product ankyrin repeat and death domain containing 1B (gene Ankdd1b). The record is from RefSeq and is a predicted model, not a curated record. Gene Ontology annotation, biological process: signal transduction. Gene Ontology annotation, molecular function: protein binding. NCBI's taxonomy places the organism in Eukaryota, Metazoa, Chordata, Mammalia, Rodentia, Sciuridae. The transcript has 15 exons. The coding region runs from base 134 to 1819 and encodes 561 amino acids.